CAUAGAGGCGAUGUUAUUCGCGAGGCAACUGCUUGUCCUUACUCUCUGGUUUCUACUGUCUCUAGUCUCUUGGAAAAAGUACCAAAUUUCCUGUUUAAUUUGUCGAAAUUCAGCUCAAAUGGCCACCAUGGCGAAACCAGUCUUCCUCAUUCCUCACCAUUCUCAUCUCAGCAAACAUUUAACUCUUUUUGAUUCCACCUCCAUUCGUCCCAAGCUUAGAGAUUCUCCAUUUUCUCAGUUCAACACUACUAUAAAGCACGUAAGAAAUACGCCUGUUGUUCCUGUAGUUAGAGCCCAAAGCUCCCCUGAAUAUAUUCCGGACGCUAAAUUCUACAAAGUGGAAGCGAUUCUCAGGUCCUGGCGAGUCUCGCAAGUUUCCUCGGCUUUGCUAAAAAUUGGUAUCCGAGGUGUUACUGUUUCUGAUGUUCGAGGCUUUGGUGCUCAAGGUGGUUCAACAGAGAGGCAGGGUGGCUCUGAAUUUUCUGAAGACAAGUUUGUUGCUAAAGUUAAGAUGGAGAUUGUGGUGAGCAAAGACCAGGUUGAGGCCGUGAUAGAAAAGAUCAUUGAGGAGGCAAGGACUGGAGAGAUUGGAGAUGGCAAGAUUUUCUUGGUGCCCGUUUCAGAUGUAAUAAGAGUUCGCACUGGUGAGCGUGGAGAGAAGGCUGAGAGGAUGACAGGAGGGCGAUCUGACAUGACUUCUGCGGCUUGGGUGGUUUGAAUUGCAAUAAGCCGCGCAAGAUUAGCGUCUGUCUUUUGAGAAAGCUUCUCUAAUCAAGCACGAUCCUUGACAGCCCUUCUCCAGUCCAACUUGGAAAAAUUGAUAGAUGUUCAUUGUAUGGAAUAAAUAAAUAUUAAAAGGAAACCUAAUCUUGUUCUGAAUGCAUGCUAGAAAAAUAAGAUAGUGUGUGACUUGAUUAA
This is a messenger RNA of Hevea brasiliensis (rubber tree), 918 nucleotides long. Its product is annotated as nitrogen regulatory protein P-II homolog. Gene Ontology annotation, biological process: regulation of nitrogen utilization. Gene Ontology annotation, molecular function: enzyme regulator activity; ATP binding. The transcript is spliced from 8 exons. Gene Ontology annotation, cellular component: chloroplast thylakoid; cytosol. The record is from RefSeq and is a predicted model, not a curated record. The coding region runs from base 11 to 718 and encodes 235 amino acids. Lineage: Eukaryota; Viridiplantae; Streptophyta; Magnoliopsida; Malpighiales; Euphorbiaceae.